Anopheles marshallii is the source of this 1152-nucleotide messenger RNA. RefSeq lists its product as uncharacterized. The transcript is spliced from 4 exons. Lineage: Eukaryota; Metazoa; Arthropoda; Insecta; Diptera; Culicidae. The record is from RefSeq and is a predicted model, not a curated record. The annotation marks the transcript as partial.
AUGACAAAUUUGCGACCUGAUGACAUUGAUCAAGCACCAAUGGAAUAUACGAUAGUGGACGAUGAUGCACAGAUUAUUUUAGAAGAUGAUGAAGAUGCUCUCGAUGAGAACCUGCCAUAUGAAAACGUGACAGACGAAGAAAAUGAUACAAAUUUUAUCGAAGCAUUACCCAUAUCUGGCACCAGCGCAGCAACCAGCGAAGGACCACAACCAGGAAUCAGCGACGCAGACCACGGAGGACGGGACUUAAUGGAUAUAUUUAAUUAUUCUAAUUUUAUUAAUGGUGGUGGGUCUAAUAACUCUACUAACAUUAGUAUAGAUACCGUCCAGGAGGACAUUCAUUCGGACGGGGACGACUGUGCCGAUUUUGAAGAAGACGCGGUCGGUUGGGACGAUGCGUUCGACAUAUUCGAUGACAUGUCUUUAAUUGACUGUCUGAGAUACCUUGCUGUAUCGCAUCAGCUCCCCCGUUCGACGGUCAACAUGAUGCUGGCGAUCCUACGGAAGAAGCUGAAUUUAGAUCUUCCCAAAGAUGCGCGGACGCUUGUGAAGACACCCACUGGGGUUGGGAAGAUUGUCACUCCCAUCCCUGGUGAUGAUUUUUGGUAUGGAGGUCUUAAGCCGGUCCUGACCCAGCAUUUGCAGAACGUCAAUCCCGGAGUGACACCUUUUUCAUUGGACGUGUCAAUCGACGGGCUACCACUUCACCAUAGUGGGCCAACCGAGCUGUGGCCAAUACUGGUGAGAAUGGUAGAGUUGCCAAAGCUGCCGGUGAUGGUGGUUGCUACAUUUAGCGGCCCAUCAAAGCCGGGAAGCAUCAUCCCGUUUCUUCGGCCGUUAAUAGAUGAGCUGAAUCUGAUUCAGCGGGAAGGCUUGGUAAUCGGCGAUAAAACGGUGCAGUUUAGAGUUCGUGCUUUUAUCGCUGAUUCGCCAGCUCGAGCACUUUUAAAGGCAACAACGAGCUACAACGGAUAUCACGGUUGUUUGAAGUGUUCUGCUGUUGGCGAAUACUUAGCCGAUCGUAAAAAAAUGAUUUUUGAUACGAUCGAUGCUCCCCUGCGGACGGACGCAGGGUUUCGUAGUAGAGUAUGUGUGGACCAUAAUAAGUCUUGGCGAUCCCCAUUUGAAUACUUAGACAAUUUUGAUAUGGUC